Aspergillus viridinutans is the source of this 2211-nucleotide messenger RNA. RefSeq names its product putative AAA family ATPase/60S ribosome export protein Rix7. The record is from RefSeq and is a predicted model, not a curated record. NCBI's taxonomy places the organism in Eukaryota, Fungi, Ascomycota, Eurotiomycetes, Eurotiales, Aspergillaceae. Gene Ontology annotation, molecular function: RNA binding; ATP hydrolysis activity; preribosome binding. Bases 1 to 2211 code for a protein of 736 amino acids. Gene Ontology annotation, cellular component: nucleus. The transcript has 3 exons. Gene Ontology annotation, biological process: ribosome biogenesis.
AUGCGUCAAUCCCGUGGGGUUAGGUCGACUCUGAGGCAAGGCUUGGAUCGCGAGGUUUAUCAGAUCGUGCGUAAGAUCAUCGAUGAUCAGGGAGAGAGCGACCGGAUACGUCUCUCGGUGCCCGCGAUCUACGAUACCAUCAAGCGAUCAAAUUCCAGUCUAAACAGGAAGCCGAAGAGGAUAUUAGAGGACAGUAUUGAAAGGGUCGUGGAAGUGGUUAAAACCGACGUGCUCGGCGAAGAUGAAGAAGAUUCUGUGAAUGGCGACUUCGAGGGUCUGGAAGAGCAAGCACAACCUGUUCCAGAAUCCAACAGCCUCAAUAGGAGCAUUGUAGGCGCAUGGAAUACCAAUUCGAAACCGCAAAAGUCAGCCGAUCCCAGUGCUUCUGAAAGCGCACCUACGCCUGCACCAAUCCCGACCAAGCGACGACAACAUGGAGGUGAAUCUCAAUCGUCCAAACGACGUAAGGCCGACGUGGCCGUUGAUCGCUCGCCUCCGACUCAUGUGAGCCUUGCGGACCUGGGUGGAUUGGACGACGUGAUUCAGAGCCUGGGAGAUCUCCUCAUCCUACCGAUGACCCGUCCACAAGUUUACGUGUCUUCAAAUGUUCAGCCACCCCGUGGUGUGCUAUUGCAUGGUCCGCCAGGUUGCGGUAAAACAAUGAUCGCCAAUGCGUUCGCGGCAGAACUAGGCGUCCCAUUCAUCCCAAUAUCUGCUCCAUCUAUCGUGUCGGGAAUGUCGGGAGAGUCCGAAAAGGCUCUACGAGAGCAUUUCGAAGAAGCCCGAAGGCUUGCGCCUUGUCUCAUUUUCAUCGACGAAAUUGACGCCAUCACCCCGAAGCGAGAAAGUGCACAAAGAGAGAUGGAGAAACGGAUUGUUGCUCAACUCUUAACAUGCAUGGACGAUUUAGCACUGGACAAAACCGACGGCAAGCCUGUGAUUGUUUUAGCAGCUACCAAUCGACCGGAUAGUUUGGACGCGGCCCUGCGUCGCGGGGGUAGGUUUGAUAAGGAAAUCAACAUGACCGUCCCCUCGGAACCAGUCAGAGAGCAGAUUCUGAGGGCGCUUACUCGAAAAAUGCGCCUCGCUGACGACCUAGACUUCAAGACUCUGGCCAAACGGACACCGGGCUUUGUCGGCGCUGAUCUAAACGACUUGGUCUCCACGGCAGGCUCUGCGGCUAUCAAACGAUACUUGGAACUGCUCAAAUCGCAUGGUGGGGAAGAGAUGGACAUAGAAGAUCCCAACGAUCUGAGCCCUAAGGUCAAAGAGCUGCGACGGCUUAUCAAUCACGCGAAGGAGACCCCCAUUGGUGACGAGACGCAGACGGUCUUUGUCUCCAAUGCAGACUUUUUUACCGCUCUCCCCAAAAUUCAGCCGUCCUCCAAGCGUGAGGGCUUCGCCACUAUACCAGACACUACAUGGGCAGACAUUGGUGCUUUGGGAGGGAUUCGCGAAGAACUCAAUACUGCGAUCGUGGACGCAAUCAAGUCUCCCGAGCUCUAUGAGAACGUGGGUAUUACGGCGCCCACAGGUGUUCUGCUUUGGGGUCCCCCCGGCUGUGGUAAGACGUUGCUGGCCAAGGCUGUGGCCAACGAGUCGCGCGCCAACUUCAUCAGUGUAAAGGGACCUGAGCUGCUCAACAAGUUCGUGGGUGAGUCAGAGCGUGCAGUACGGCAGGUCUUUGUUCGCGCCCGCUCGUCAGUCCCUUGCAUUAUCUUCUUCGACGAACUUGAUGCCCUGGUCCCCCGCAGAGAUGAUGCUCUGUCCGAAGCUUCCGCGCGUGUCGUCAAUACCCUGCUCACCGAGCUUGACGGCCUCGGCAGCAGUCGUCAAGGGAUCUACGUGAUUGCCGCCACAAACAGGCCCGAUAUCAUCGACCCUGCGAUGCUUCGUCCAGGUCGUCUUGAAACGCUCCUCUACGUCAGCCUGCCUAAUCCCUUGGAGCGUGUGGAGAUUUUGCAGACCCUUGUUCGCAAGCUUCCUAUCGAGUUCACCGAAGAUAUGAGGAGGCUCGCCGAAGAAUGCGAAGGAUUCAGCGGUGCGGAUCUGGGAAGUUUGCUGCGCCGUGCCGGUUACUCCGCGAUCAAAAGACGUGAUCAGAUCAGCUUUGAGGAUUUCGUUGCCGCUAAGGCUUUCAUCCGGCCCAGUGUUACCGAUCUGAAAAAGUAUGAGAAGCUCAGGAGGGAGUGGAGCGGGGGCGUGUUGUAG